AUGUCUGAAAAAUCUCCAUACAUCGUGCCUCUAGGAAGGCCAGAAGAAACAGUCACUCUUGCCGGUGUCCCGGGAAUCAUCGACAACCUCAAGCUCAUCACCAUCCGAUUUCUGGAAUUCAUGGCCUGCAGACCGGAUGGCGAUGAAAGCGAUGCGGCCAUAUUUACACCAGAGAUGCGCCAGGUUCCCCUCUUUGUGGUCAUGGAGACCAGAGCGAUUAUACCCCAAAUCAGAACCGUCGCCAACGAAGUCCGAGAGUGA
Molecule: messenger RNA, 261 nt
Organism: Colletotrichum truncatum
Lineage: Eukaryota; Fungi; Ascomycota; Sordariomycetes; Glomerellales; Glomerellaceae
Source: RefSeq, a predicted model, not a curated record